Molecule: messenger RNA, 903 nt
Organism: Myodes glareolus (Bank vole)
Lineage: Eukaryota; Metazoa; Chordata; Mammalia; Rodentia; Cricetidae
Gene: Stx8
Product: syntaxin 8
Biological process (GO): intracellular protein transport; vesicle fusion
Cellular component (GO): endomembrane system; SNARE complex
Molecular function (GO): SNAP receptor activity; SNARE binding
Source: RefSeq, a predicted model, not a curated record
CCAAACUGCGGAGAAUGAGCCGCGCAGGCCGCCGUAGUCAGCUGGUGCGAGCAGGAAGUGUCCCAGCUGCGGGCCGAGACUGAACCAUGGCCCCGGACCCCUGGUUCUCCACAUAUGAUUCUACUUGUCAAAUUGCCCAAGAAAUUGCUGAGAAAAUUCAACAACGAAAUCAAUGUGAAAGGAGAGGUGAAAAGACUCCUAAGCUCACCCUGACCAUCAGAACUUUGUUGAAGAACCUGAAGGUAAAGAUCGACACUCUGAAGGACUUACUGCUAAGAGCUGUAUCAACCCGUCAGAUAACACAACUGGAGGGGGAUCGAAGACAGAACCUGCUGGAUGACCUUGUCACCCGAGAACGACUGCUCCUGGCAUCGUUUAAGAAUGAGGGUGCAGAGCCAGAUCUGAUCAGGUCCAGCCUGAUGAGUGAAGAAACAAAGCGAGGAACUCCCAACCCAUGGCUCUGUGAGGAGCCAGAGGAGACCAGAGGUCUGGGUUUUGAUGAGAUCCGGCAACAGCAGCAGAAAAUUAUCCAAGAGCAGGACGCAGGCCUUGAUGCCCUUUCCUCCAUCAUCAGUCGCCAGAAACAAAUGGGCCAGGAAAUCGGGAAUGAGCUGGAUGAGCAGAACGAGAUCAUCGACGACCUUGCCAACCUUGUGGAGAACACAGAUGAGAAGCUUCGCACCGAAGCCAGGCGGGUGACCCUGGUGGACAGAAAGUCAACUUCCUGUGGGAUGAUAAUGGUGAUUUUAUUGCUGCUCGUGGCUAUUGUGGUCGUUGCAGUGUGGCCAACCAACUGAUAGCAAUAACGGGACCACCCACUGUGACACCUGCCCAUGAUGAAUGAAAACCCAGCACCCUUUUGGUAUACAACACCUGCUCUCAAUAAAUUUUCCACCGCUCCAG